AGCUCAGUCAGCUGAAAUCCACGGCUCGACUCAGAAGCUCGGAACGCAAGUGGAUGGAAACACAAGAACCCCUUUAAAACUAAGUCCAGACAUGGAACCUGAAAGAAAUGGUCUGAAUCCAGAAGAUGCAGGAGUGCUUUGAAUCACUUUUGUAAACUUACUGUGUGGAGUGGUUCUUUUUCUUGAGUCGUAGUAAAGGGAAGAAAAGAAAAUUCAUCCCUUAGUGCACCGUCUGUGAACUGAAUCAUGCCCCCCAGAUAGCAGUCUCGUCAUCCUUUCCACUCCCCCCUCCCUUGUCCCUUGGCCCCCUCCUUUACCUUCCUGGUUCAGCACCACCACUGCCAGCUUCGCCACCGUAGCCGCUAUGCCUCCCAGGAAGAGGACACGGGCGGGUCUGGGCUUCCUGUGCUGCUUUGGAAGCAGCGAGCCACCGGAGAUCAACCUUAAGGACACCGUGCCGCUGCAGCUGCUGGAGUUCAGCUCCCCCAUGCCACCUGCAGAGGAGCUGCAUGCACGCUUUUCUGAACUGGUGGAUGAACUGGACUUGACCGACAAGAAUAGAGAGGCCAUGUUUGCGCUGCCUGAUGAGAAGAAAUGGCAGAUCUACUGCAGCAAGAAGAAGGAGCAAGAAGAUCCCAACAAGCUGGCUACCAGCUGGCCCGACUACUACAUAGACCGCAUCAACUCCAUGGCCGCUAUGCAGACAUUGUUUGCCUUCGAUGAGGAAGAAAUGGAAAUGCGGAACAAGGUGGUGGAAGAUCUGAAGACAGCACUCCGAACCCAGCCUAUGAGGUUCGUCACACGAUUCAUCGAACUCGACGGACUCACCUGCCUGCUCAAUUUCCUGCGCAGCAUGGACUACGAGACGUCAGAGAGCCGCAUCCACACUUCAGUCAUCGGCUGCAUCAAGGCCCUGAUGAACAACUCGCAGGGACGCGCGCACGUCCUGGCCCAUCCGCAAAGCAUCAACACCAUCUCUCAGAGCCUGCGGACGGAGAACAUUAAAACUAAAGUGGCGGUUCUGGAGAUUCUCGGAGCUGUUUGCUUGGUGCCUGAUGGACACAAGAAGGUGCUGCAGGCCAUGGCGCAUUACCAAAAAUACGCUGCAGAGAGGACUCGAUUCCAGACGCUCCUCAAUGAGCUGGACAGAAGCACUGGCCGCUACAGGGACGAAGUCAACUUGAAGACGGCAAUCAUGUCCUUCAUCAAUGCGGUGCUCAGUGCUGGAGCCGGAGAGGACAACCUUGAGUUUCGUCUCCACUUGAGGUACGAGUUCCUGAUGCUGGGCAUUCAGCCGGUUAUUGAUAAACUCCGAGAGCACGAUAACGCCACUCUGGACAGACAUCUGAACUUCUUUGAGAUGGUGAGAAACGAGGACGACUCUGAGCUAGCCAAAAGAUUUGAUAUAUCCCAUGUGGACACAAAGAGCGCUGGUGCCAUGUUUGAGCUGAUCAAGAAAAAGCUGAGCCACACAGAUUCCUACCCACAUCUUCUCUCGAUCCUUCAGCACUGCCUGCAGAUGCCCUAUAAACGUGGAGGUUGCAGCUUGCAGCACUGGCAGCUUUUAGACAGGAUCCUUCAGCAGAUUGUCCUGCAGGACGAAAAGGGAGAGGACCCAGACGUCUCCCCACUCGACAACUUCAGUGUUAAGAACAUUAUUCGCAUCCAAGGCUACCAGCGCUCCUCAAGGCUGGUCAACGAAAAUGAGGUGAAAUUGUGGCGAGAGCAGGCCGAGAAGUUCAGGAAAGACCAUGCAGAGCUAAUGGCUAAGCUGGAGAGGAAAGAGAGGGAGUGCGAGACAAAGACCCAGGAGAAGGAGGAGAUGAUGAAGACUCUGAACAAGAUGAAGGACAAGCUGCAACGUGAGGGCGUGGAGCUGCGUUCGGCCAGAGAGCAAGUGCUCGACUUGUCGUCGCGCAUCAAUGACUUUGCACAGGGCAGCAGUGUUUCCAUGCUGCCUCCCCCUCCGCCUCCUGGAGCACCAGUGCCUCCACCUCCUCUACCUAUGUCAGGCAGCUUUCCUCCACCACCGCCUCCACUGCCGUUCAGCUGCCCGCCGCCGCCCCCGCCACCUCCUCCGCCCGGGGCACCGCCUCCUCCACCUGGAGCUCCUCCUCUUUUUGGAGCACCGCCGCCUCCCAUGCCCUCCUCAUUCAACUCCAUGAACAUGAUGCGGUCAAAGUCCAUUCCUCAGCCGUCUCAUCCGCUGAAGUCCUUCAACUGGAGCAAAUUAGGAGACAAUAUGAUCAACGGCACCAUCUGGAAUGAAAUUGAUGACCUGAGGGCGUUCAAGGUUCUGGACCUGAAGGACAUAGAGAAGAUGUUCUCAGCGUACCAGAGACAGCAGGACCUGCUAACUAACCAAUCCUUCAAACAGAAAGAGACUGGCUCUAUGGAUGACAUCUACGUCAGCACACGGAAGGUCAAAGAGCUGUCGGUCAUCGAUGGCAGACGUGCUCAGAACUGCGUCAUCUUGCUUUCAAAGUUGAAAAUGACAAAUGAAGAAAUCAAAAGGGCGAUACUAGAGAUGGAUGAGAGGGAGGAGCUAGCCAAAGACAUGUUGGAGCAGCUGCUUAAAUUUGUCCCUGAGAAAAGUGACAUAGAUCUUUUAGAAGAGCAUAAACAUGAGUUGGAGAGGAUGGCCCGAGCUGACCGCUUCCUCUUUGAGAUGAGCAGAAUUGACCACUACCAGCAGAGACUACAGGCUCUGUUCUUUAAGAAGAAGUUUGCAGAGCGUUUAGCUGAAACCAAGCCUAAGGUUGAAGCCAUCCUGAACGCCUCCGUGGAGGUGGUCCGGAGCAAGCGUCUGACUCAGGUCCUGGAGGUGGUGCUGGCCUUUGGAAACUUCAUGAACAAGGGCCAGCGGGGGAACGCCUUCGGAUUCAAGGUUUCCAGCCUGAACAAGAUCGUCGACACCAAGUCGAGCAUAGACAGGAACAUCACCAUGUUGCACUACUUGAUCAUGAUCUUUGAGAAGAACUACCCAGACACGUUGUACAUCCAGGAAGACCUCAGGAGCGUGCCUGAAGCCGCCAAAGUCAAUUUGUCAGAGUUGGAAAAAGAAGUGCACAACAUCAAAAGCGGGCUGAAGGCUCUCGAGGCGGAGCUGCACUACCAGCAGAGCAGGAUGAGGGAACGCGGGGAUAAGUUUGUGGCUGUGAUCGGUGACUUCAUCACCGUGGCUGGGUUUAGCUUCUCUGAACUGGAGGACCAGCUGAGUGAAGCCAAGGAAAAGUUCGCCAAAUCUCUGAAGCACUUUGGAGAAGAAGAAGGGAGGAUGCAGCCUGACGACUUCUUCGGCAUCUUUGACACCUUCUUGCAGUCGUUCAGCGAAGCUCGGCAGGACCUGGAAAACAUGCAGCGGCGCAAGGAGGAGGAAGAGCGGAGGGCACGGAUGGAGGCCAUGCUGAAGGAGCAGAGGGAGCGCGAGCGGCGGGCUAAGAAGGGCGGGGCCACGGAGGAGGUCGGCGGGGAGUUUGACGACCUCGUCUCUGCGCUGCGCUCUGGCGAGGUCUUCGACAAGGACCUUAACAAAUUCAAGCGAAGCCGGAAGCGCUCCGUCAACCAGCUAGUGGAAGGUGGCGGCCGAGAGAGAGCCGUCACCAAGGUGAACUACUAAAGUUGGAAAAAGGAAGUAGAAAAGCAAAACUUUAGAGAUCUAAAAUUUGCCGUGACGUAGAUCAACUUUAACCCAGAGCUUUGGACAGUCACGGCUUCCUUUGGAGCAGAUGUUAGCAACAGCUGGACUGGACGUGUAGAGACAUCCAUGGACAGCUUCGCUGCCUCAAAAGAUGCAGCUCUCCCCUCGGAUUGGUCUUCUAAAGCUGUUUCCGACCCGUUUAUCUCCACAGUUGGGAUGGAAGGACGGACAGACCACUGUGACACAUUGUCCCACGUCAUCUAACUGUAUCCAUUGGACACUGUUCUUCAGGUUCUCCUUGUCGAUCACUCCUGCUCUUCCUCAGAAACCUUCUCUGUUCUUCUGAGAGCUCUUUGGUGCUGAAGUUUGGUUAUCGGGAUCAGAACUCUAGGAUUAGUCAGUCGCGUUGUAUAUAGACACCAAAUGGAAAGUUUGGAAACUUGUGAAGCUUGGCAGGUUAAAUAAAAACACAAAAGAUAGAUGAGACGGGGGGUGUGGGGCAGGCAGGGUAUCUAAGCCAUUACGUCCACAGUUAUGGUGCUUUUUCCCUGAGAAAAACCAGAUUUUGCAGCCACAGAAUGGAUCUACGAUCGCAAACCUCUGACACUAAAACAACGGGUAUGGACUCAAGAAAUCUCCUGUUGCUUCAUAAUAAUGAAUCCUUACCAGUGGCUUCUGAUGGCACACCGCAUCCCCAAGAAGAUACCAACCACAAAUUUUCUAGGAAAUAACAGGAAAAAAAAAAAAAAAC
Poecilia latipinna (sailfin molly) is the source of this 4391-nucleotide messenger RNA. RefSeq names its product dishevelled associated activator of morphogenesis 2 (gene daam2). Bases 365 to 3619 code for a protein of 1084 amino acids. Gene Ontology annotation, molecular function: actin binding; small GTPase binding. Gene Ontology annotation, biological process: positive regulation of canonical Wnt signaling pathway; negative regulation of oligodendrocyte differentiation; actin cytoskeleton organization. Lineage: Eukaryota; Metazoa; Chordata; Actinopteri; Cyprinodontiformes; Poeciliidae. The record is from RefSeq and is a predicted model, not a curated record. The transcript is spliced from 27 exons.